ACAAUUCAUUAAUGCAUCCACGUCCUAACUUGUUUGAUAAAACUUGUUAUAGUAAAUUAAUAAAAUUAUUAGAUGGUAAAAUCAAAAAGACUCAAGAUCUUAAUCCUCGAUCUGCUAAUAAAUCUGAUUCACUUUUAUUUGAAGAAGUUCGUCAUAUUUUAAAUCAUGAUGAAUUGCAUGAUGAUUCUCCUCAAGCUUUAACUAAAAGGGUUUACUUUUGGCUUUGCUUACUCUGUGGAUUUUGUGGCGGUAAUGCACAACAACUUAAAAUAACGCAUGUUAUUGUUACAAAGUAUCAGGGGUUACAAGUAAUCAUUCCACGAGAAAAAAAUAAUACCAGGGGCAUUAAAAAUCUUGAUAAUGCAGGACGUAAAUGUGAAAUUUCACCUGAUCAAGAUGGCAAAUUUACUCCUGUUGCAGAUAUUCUUUAUUACAUUAAUAAACGUCCUUCUG
Messenger RNA from Racocetra persica, 453 nucleotides. The record is from the annotation of a GenBank genome assembly. NCBI's taxonomy places the organism in Eukaryota, Fungi, Glomeromycota, Glomeromycetes, Diversisporales, Gigasporaceae.